This is a messenger RNA of Exophiala spinifera, 1479 nucleotides long. RefSeq lists its product as uncharacterized. Gene Ontology annotation, molecular function: histone binding; histone H4 acetyltransferase activity. The transcript is spliced from 2 exons. The coding region runs from base 1 to 1479 and encodes 492 amino acids. Lineage: Eukaryota; Fungi; Ascomycota; Eurotiomycetes; Chaetothyriales; Herpotrichiellaceae. Gene Ontology annotation, biological process: subtelomeric heterochromatin formation. Gene Ontology annotation, cellular component: nucleus. The record is from RefSeq and is a predicted model, not a curated record.
AUGGCGGCGCCAUCUGAAGAGUUCUCGGUCAACGCCAACGAAGCUGUACAUGUCUCGGUCGUUCAGCCUGGACCCGAUGGUCAAUUGACUACCCGCCAUGACUUCCACCCUAAGUUCACAUACCCGAUCGUAGGCGAGGCAGAACAAAUCUUCGGGUACAGAGGACUGGAUGUGGGAAUCCAGUUCGCGGCUCAUGAUCUCCGCCCACACAUCAAGAUAUCUUACAACAAAAAAUUCGGUACAGUUGGCACUACAAGCGCUCUGGAUCUAAACAAAACCUUCGGCAACUUUCUCCCACCCGUCGCAUUUGAAUCAGGCUUUGAGAAAGCGGUACAGAAUGAUGAGAAGGCGUCAGAAUGGAUCCCUCCCGGAACCUGUGUGAAGAAAUACACAAGAGGUGGGCGAAAUUUUGAAGUCUGGGCAGGAUCUCUACUCGACCUCCCCAUGCGUACACUAGUGGACAAUAUUCAGAUCUUGAUAGUGUUCUUUAUUGAAGGAGGACAAUUUAUCAACCUCGAGGAUGUAGACUGGACACUGGAUCGCUGGAGGGUGUAUCUCACCUACGAGAAGCAGUCCGUGUCUACAACUCCAACGGCAUCUCCAUACUCAUUCGUUGGCUAUGCAACGACCUAUCGCUUUUACAGGUUUCAGAAACCCAAAGACCGCAGCUCAACUUUCACCUUUCCUUCGACGGAGACAAUUACUCCAAACAAACUGUCGUCGCGACUUCGGAUAUCACAAUUCUUGAUCACACCUCCUUACCAGAGCACUGGUCACGGAUCGGCUUUGUACCAAGCAAUCUAUGAAGAGGUUAUGGCCGACCCGACGGUACUGGAAAUGACGGUGGAAGAUCCCAGCGAAGAGUUUGACAAACUGCGAGAUAUGAAUGAUUUCGAUGUGCUCGAACCACAAUUUCAAGCUGCAGAUAUCAAGAUCAACUCGUCCCCAUUUGCGUCCUUCGAACGCGGCAGAAUAAAGUCCAUUCCUACAGCAACGUUACUCCCUCUGGAAACCUUGCAAGCAAUCCGAGCAAAGAACAAGAUCGCUAGCCGGCAAUUCGCGCGUAUGGUUGAAAUGUUCCUGUUAGCCCAGAUUCCCUAUUCAAAUCGAGCCAUUGGAGGUGCAUCCUUGACCAGCUUGAAGGUUAAAGGCGCUCGAGCUCAAAACCCAGCCGAUCGAAGUUAUUACUGGUGGCGGCUCCUCCUAAAGCAACGGAUCAUGAAGAAGAACAAAGAUCUGCUCAUGCAAAUCCCUCUUGAGGAACGCAUCCCUCAGAUUGAAGAUAGUGCUCGAGGACAGGAGGAUGAGUACGAGGGCUUGAUUCUCGCAUACGCACUUCGCAGAGACAAGCAACUGAACCAAAGUAACAACGCCGACGGAGAAGGCUCGGCAGUACCGCGCAAAAGGAAGAUGGUGGUUUCUGACGAGGAGGAUGAAGAUGACGACGUCGCCACCACGUCUAAGAAAGCCAAAGCUUGA